Molecule: messenger RNA, 2322 nt
Organism: Postia placenta MAD-698-R-SB12
Lineage: Eukaryota; Fungi; Basidiomycota; Agaricomycetes; Polyporales; Adustoporiaceae
Exons: 11
Coding region: 1-2322 (773 amino acids)
Biological process (GO): biosynthetic process
Cellular component (GO): eukaryotic translation initiation factor 2B complex
Molecular function (GO): guanyl-nucleotide exchange factor activity; translation initiation factor binding; translation initiation factor activity
Source: RefSeq, a predicted model, not a curated record
AUGCCGCCAAAGUCUUCUGCGGGCAAGGAGAAGGAUCUGACUGCCGAGGACGACGUCCUCCAAGCGGUCAUUCUCGCGGACAGCUUCAAUAAGCGCUUCAGACCAUUGACUAUAGGCAAGCCGAGGUGCCUCCUGCCUAUAUGCAAUGCCACGCUAUUAGACUGGACAUUCGAGAGUCUGGCGUUGGCGGGCGUGCAGGAGAUCUUCGUAAUUUGUCGAUCGUAUCCCGAGCUCGUGAAGGCAGCCAUUCGGGAUUCGAAAUGGUCGAAGCCGAGCUCAGGCCUGAAGAUUGUGCCCAUCAUCACGGCGAAGGAGACCUUCUCCCCUGGGGAUGCUAUGCGCGACAUCUACACGCAUGGGAUCAUCACCACCGACUUCGUUCUCGUCACGGGCGACCUCGUGAGCAACAUCCGGAUAGACGAGGUCGUGCGCGCGCACAAGGAGCGCCGGAAGACCAACAAGGAUGCAAUCAUGACGAUGGUCGUAAAAGAAAGCGGCGCGAAACAUCGCACAAGAUCGCGGGGAGAUUCGGGCGUGUUCGUCUUGGACGCGAAUACAUCAGAGUGUCUGCAUUAUGAGCCUGUCACCGGGCACCCUACAAAAAGCAUCGCCCACAUCCCAAGAGAGGUACUGGCGGAACAUCCAGAAGUAGAGAUUCGGAAUGAUCUUAUCGACUGUUCAAUAGAUGUCUGCUCGGUCGAGGUCCCGUCGUUAUUUCAGGACAACUUUGAUUACGCCGACAUCCGGCGGGACUUCGUGUAUGGUGUGCUGACAUCGGACCUCUUGAUGAAGAACAUCUACUGUUACGUCGCACGGGAGGGCUAUGCUGCUCGUGUAGCGGAUACACGGAGCUACGACGCGAUAAGCAAAGACAUCUUGUCAAGGUGGACGUUCCCCCUGGUUCCAGACAACAACCAUCCUAGUGAUCAUUCAUAUGACCAUCUUCGCGGGAACAAGUACAUCGCCAAAGACAAUUCCGUAUCCCUGUCCCGUACAUGCAAGAUUGGGCCAAAUACACUCAUUGGCGCACACACCACCGUCGCCGAUGGCGCAUCCAUCUCGGGCAGCGUCAUUGGCCAACGGUGUACCAUCGGCGCCGGUGUCGUGCUCGAAGGAGCGUACAUCUUCGACGACACCAACAUCGGCGCUGGCUCGCGUGUCGAGGCGAGCAUCAUCGGGUCCGAGGUGCGCAUAGGAUCAGGGAGCAUCGUGCGCUCGGGCUGUGUCAUCGGGAACGGUGUGGUUCUCGGGAAGGAUGCACGGCUUGCGAAGUUCGAGAGAAUUUCCAGACGCAGGGACCUCAGCGGCGAAGAGGCAGACGACGAGGAUGACGACGACGAGUGGGAGAUGGUCGAGGCUCACCAGGAGAGCGUCACCUCAUUGCUUGGCGAAGGCACGAAUGCCGUCGUCUGGCCGCAGAAACCUCUGGACGAGGACGAAGAUGACGAAGAUGAAUCUGUGGAGUCCUAUAACAACCAACGACUUAUGCGCAUCGGAGACAACGCGUCCGACCUCGACCUUUCCGACGCGGGCUCCGUCACCGAGGACGAGUCAGACUCAGACUCGGACAGCGACUCGGACUCGGACACGCACGCACUCUCGCGCACCUCCUCCGCGACGUCCGCCUCGCUCGCGCCCGACGCGUCCGUCUCCGCGCUGCACGCGCUGCAGGAGACUGCGGCCGAGAGCGAGUUCCGCUCCGAGGUGCGGCAGUCGCUCGAGCGCGCGUUCGCGGAGGGCCACAGCGUCGACAACGCGGCCGUCGAGCUCAAGACGCUGCGCAUGGCGAGCAACGUGCCCCUGCGCCGCGUGCGCGAGGCCGUCGUCGCCGCGAUCAUCGAGCGCAUCGACGUCGUCGACGGCGACCCCGCGCGCCAGCGCCAGGCGAUCGGCGCGACGGUCGCGCGCUGGGGCGCCCUGAUCGACCGCAUCGGCGGCGUCGACGCCGUGGAGACCGUCGAGGUGCUGCAGGCGCACUGCGCGCAGUCGCCGCGCCUGCCGCUGUUCGGGCAGAUCCUCGUCGCGCUGUACCAGGCGGACAUCGUCGAGGAGGACGACAUCCGCGCGUGGUACGCGCGUCCGGCGUCGCGCGGCGAGGGCGCGAAGCCUGGGCCGCUGCGUGAGGGCCUCGAGAAGUGCUGGGCGGUGGGCGCGCGCAUGAUUGAGCAGUUCGACGAGCAGGAGAGCGGGGACGAGGAGAGUGGGGAGGAGGAGGAGGGCAGCGGCAAGAGUGCCGCGAGUGAAAGCAGUGAAGAGGAGAGCGAGGAAAGCGAGGAGGAGAGCGAGGAGAGCGGGGAGGAGAGCAGCGACGAGGCCUCUUGA